Messenger RNA from Paramecium sonneborni, 2026 nucleotides. The record is from the annotation of a GenBank genome assembly. NCBI's taxonomy places the organism in Eukaryota, Ciliophora, Oligohymenophorea, Peniculida, Parameciidae.
AUUUCUUAUAUGUUAAAUUAAAGUGCAUCUUUCCAGAUUAGUGAAAAUAAUUUGGAUGAAUCAAAUAGAGGAACAAAAACUUUUCAUUGUAAAUCCAGAUAAUAAGAAGGCUAAAAACAAAAAAUAUCAAGUGAAUGCGACUAUUAGUAACAAGAAACUAUAGUUAGAAAUGUAAAUAUCAUCUUUUCUAAGUUAUAGUAAAAGUAACAAUUUAAAAGAAAGAAUAAUGAAUUCGAUUCAGUCACUUGUGUAAAAAAUAUAAUAAGCUUAUCUCUAAGUGUUCUUGAAGAAGAACUUCAAAUUAUUCAUGAAUUACAGAAUCCAAAAGAUUAAUAAUCAGGUUUAUAAUUGUCAGUUUUAGACUAAAAUGAUAUUGAAUAAUUUUAGUUGCCUCCUAGUGUUCAAUAAAUUUCAUAACCUAACAAAAAAUCACAAAAAAAGUUAAAGAACAAAAAAAAUAAAGUUGAUUAAUAAAAAAAAACACAAAAAAACUAAACUCUAACAUAAAAGUAGAAUCAUUAACAACCUUAGAUCGAAUAGUAGAAUAAUGAAAAAUAAUGUAAUUAGAUAUCUCCUCAAUUUUUUCAUAAAAUGAAAUCCUAAACAAAUUAAUAAAAAUAAGAAAUAUUACAUAGUUUGAAUUAAAUAGAGAACCUAGAGCCAAAAUUUAAGAAUAAUAUAAAUGAAUUGGAUGCUUAAUUGACACAUGUAUUUAAAAAAAAAAUAUUAUAGAUUGGUGCUGUAAGUACAACAACAGGAAAUUCCUAAUCAGAGUCAGAUGAUUGUUAAUUGUAGUAGGAUGAUAACAAUCAAAAAGAUUUAAGUAAUCAAAAAUAAAGCAAUAGGGGGGGAUAUAAAAAAAAAAAUAACAAUAACAUAGAAAAAGUUGGAAACAAAUAAUAUCCAUAUUCUUCACAAAGUACACCUAUAAAGCGUAAACAAUUAAAUUUAAAUAAACCUAAAACACAUGAUAUAGACGAGUUUAUAAAUAGUAUACAAAUAAAAAGUUUUUAAAAUAAAAUACGAAAACGAAUAUGUUUUAAUAGAUUACAUCAUAUAAUUUUUAUGAAUUCAGACCUUAAUAUAUAUGCUUAUGGAUCAUUCGAAACAGGAUUAGAUUUAGAAGUAAGUGAUGUUGAUAUAGGUAUUUGGGGAACAUAAACUUUGAGUUACAUUUAGAUUGUUAACUUUUUACAAUCAAUAAAUUAAAUUUUAAAAUAGACACCAUUUUUAGUGAAGUCAAAGUAUGAAUAUAAGACAAAGUAUUAGAUUAAUACAAAGUCAUAUUCCAAUACUAAAAUUAGAGUUGAAUCCUAAGACUGAGUUUUAUAAUGAUGAUGCUUACAUCCAAUAAAAUUGGUAAAGUUUUCAUUUAGAUGAAUAAGAUCCUGGUAUGUUAAACUGUUAUCAUAGGCAAAAUCAUUUAAGUUGAUUUAACAUGGAUUUAUUAAUGGAGUAACAUAUAUAAUAAUCCUCAUUUGGGGUUUGCUUCAACUACAAUUAUAAAAGAUUGGGUUAAUAGAUUUUAUUGGUAUAGAGAAACAAUGUUAAUUUUAAAGUAUUUGCUAAAAUCAAAAAAUCUAAAUGAUGCUUACACAGGUAUAAUUUAUUAUAAUAACUAUUUUAGGAGGAAUAUCUUCAUUUUGUUUAGCAAUAAUGUUAGCUGCUAUUUAUAUGUGCAAACAUUAUACUUAAAAUGAUAAAAAAUAAAUUCUUCUUGAUUUUUUAAAAAAGUAUGCAACUUAAUUUGAUCCCUAAAGAGAAGGCAUUUAUAUAGAUGCUUAUGGGUACAAAAAUUAUCUAGUAUAGGUAAUAAAACCCAUUUAUAACCUUGGAUGAAUGUCCACCUUAUAAUCCUCUCACAAUAUACUCACCAAUUAAUUACUAAAUAAUUUCUCAAAAAGCUAUUAGAUUUCCCGAAAUUUAGGAAUCAUUUAGAAAAUUGUAUGAACAUUUAAUGAAGUCUAAUAAAAUUUAAGAUUACUUUGAUGCCCCUUAAUAAGUGAAUUAAUAAUUAUUUAUAUGA